AUGCUGCCGAUUCUCCUCCUCGUCGCGGUGUGCCAGCUGAACUCGCCAGGGAGCGCCGAGGUGGUGACCUCUUUUGAAGACGUCUGCCCCCAGUUUUUCUUCAGAGGAACCCCUCCGAGUAUCGGGCUGGCUCCCUGCGCCCGGCUCGGAUUUGCCAGCGGUACAAAAACCAGUAUCGUUUUGCCACGCUGUACGACCGAGACAACCGCAUCCCGGUGUUCUCUGCGUACAUCUACAACCCUGGGCAGGCGAAGAGGCCGAACACAUGGAGGAUUGAACCGCAGGUAAGAGGUCUGAGCAGACAAGAGCCGCUGCUUUAAACUCAGUGUCCCCACCUGCGUUCAAGCAUGUUUCUCAGCACAAUUCACAGCUGGGGAGCCAGCUGUGGUGUAGUGGUUAAGAGCGGUGGACUCGUAAUUCAAAGUGUUGGUGCUGACCUUUAAAGCCUCGGCCCAGUAUAUCUGAAGGAGCAUCUCCACCCCCAUCGUUCAGCCAGGACCCCCACUGAGGUCCAGCGCCGAGGGCCUUCUGGCAGUGGCGUAGCAUGGGUUGUCAGCACCCGGGGCAAGGCAAGUAAUUUGCGCCCCCUAACCCGCAUGCCUGGCACCCCCCCACACAGUGGGCGGCGACCCAGCGGCUCGGAUCGGAUUCGCACAGCCAGCACUGCCGAGAGAGAGAGUGAGUGAGCCAGGUAGGGGCAGAGAGCUGCGAGUGUGAGCGCCCCCCCCAGAUGUUGCGCCCAGUGAGGCCGCCCCCCCCUGCACCCCCCACGCUACGCCAUUGCCUUCUGGCGGUUCCCUCACUGCGAGAAGUGAGGUUACAGGGAACCAGGCAGAGGGCCUUCUUGGUAGUGGCACCCGCCCUGUGGAACGCCCUCCCAUCAGAUGCCAGGGAAAUAAACAACUACAGUGGUACCUCAGGUUAAGAACUUAGUUCGUUCUGGAGGUCUGUUCUUAACCUGAAACUGUCCUUAACGUGAGGUACCACUUCAGCUAAUGGGGCCUCCUGCUGCCGCCGCACAAUUUCUGUUCUCAUCCUGAAGCAAAGUUCUUAACCCGAGGUACUAUUUCUGGGCUAGCAGAGUCUGUAACCUGAAGCUUCUGUAACCUGAGGUACCACUGUAUCUGACUUUUAGAAGGCACCUGCUUAGGGAAGUUUCUAAUGUUUGAUGUUUUAUUGUGCUUUUAAUAUUCUGUUGGGGGGUGCCCAGAGUGACUGGGGAAACCCAGCUAGAUGGGCAGGGUAUAAAUAUAUUUAUUAUUAUUAUUAUUAUUAGUAGUAGUAGUAGUAGUAGUAGUAUUCAGCCUGCCUAUUUGGGAGGGAAUUCAGACAUUGCAAAGUGCCUAAGUUCCUGAGGAAACCCUGAUCUGGGGAGGCAUUGCACCCCAACACAUCUUACUGCUGAAAGUGGGGAGAGACUAGCGAGAUGGUUGAAGGCAGUGUUCGGCUGGGGGGGGGCAGGUUUGUCUUCUCAUUUACUCCCUUUGUCUUCUCAGUGUGGUGUAGUGGUUAAGAGUGAUAGACUCACAUCAAACAAUUGUUAUCCCUCACUUUCCAGGGCACUUUCCUUACCACAAAAAAUGUUCUUGGAGAGGGUGGAAGCGUGUUUCUUGCAUAGAGAACCAAAUCCAAAGUAAUUGGGCAAUCUCAAUUUACUGGUAUGGGAUCAAAUCCCACACAGGAAUUUUGGAUUCAUUGGUGGGGCUUGCUUCCAAGUAAACAUUCCAAGUAAAGAUGGGGAGAUGGGCUAGAUCCAGAAGGGGGAGCCAGUGUGGUGUAGUGGUUAAGAGCAGUGGACUCGUAAUCUGGUGAACCGGGUUCGCUUCCCCGCUCCUCCACAUGCAGCUGCUGGGUGACCUUGGGCCAGUCACACUUCUCUGAAGUAUCUCAGCCCCACUCACCUCACAGAGUGUUUGUUGUGGGGGAGGAAGGGAAAGGAGAAUGUUAGCCGCUUUGAGACUCCUUCAGGUAGUGAUAAAGCAGGAUAUCAAAUCCAAACUCCUCUUCUUCUUCUUCCUUGCUUGCACCCGUCUCUCUUUUUCCUAAAGCUCUUGGAUUUAGCACUGCCGCCCGAAAUGGAAACGGAAGGAUCCCUCCUGCAGGAAGGUGAUGACAUGCAGGAAGCACUUAAAGGCAGCCAGGCCGUUUUGCUAGAUUACAAGAACCUAACCGAUUUCAACAGGGGUCACCUUAACCCCAAUGGCCACCAGCCCGACCGGGACGCCAAGACUUCCACCUUCACGUUGACCAACAUUGUGCCGCAAUACAUCAAGCUGAACGGCGGGGCCUGGAACCACUAUGAGCAGUCGACGAUGGCAAGCAAGACCGAAGGAUGCAAGGAAACCUUUGCCGUGGUGGGCGCAGUGCCAGGGGAUAGCUUCAUUGCCAAAGGCAGGGUCAACAAGCCCAGCCAUGUAUGGUCUGCAGCCUGCUGUGUCAUAGACAACAAUCACCUGAGAUCUUGGGCCAUAAUUGCCCGGAAUGACGAAAACGCAGUGCAGACUCUCACUCUGGGGCAGUUGGAGGAGAAGCUGGCAGAGUUGUAUAACCAGAGUCACAUCUCUCUAUUUGAUAGUGAUUGUCCCCGGGAAUAA
Podarcis lilfordi (Lilford's wall lizard) is the source of this 2594-nucleotide messenger RNA. Lineage: Eukaryota; Metazoa; Chordata; Lepidosauria; Squamata; Lacertidae. The record is from the annotation of a GenBank genome assembly.